Molecule: messenger RNA, 1340 nt
Organism: Meleagris gallopavo (turkey)
Lineage: Eukaryota; Metazoa; Chordata; Aves; Galliformes; Phasianidae
Gene: COQ2
Product: coenzyme Q2, polyprenyltransferase
Biological process (GO): ubiquinone biosynthetic process
Cellular component (GO): mitochondrial inner membrane
Molecular function (GO): 4-hydroxybenzoate polyprenyltransferase activity
Source: RefSeq, a predicted model, not a curated record
GCAACGCGGGGGCGCGAUAGCCUAAGGAUGCGGUAACCAUGGCGACUCGCACGGCAUCCCCGGCGGAGGCGGGGAGCACGGUUGCCCCGGCGCUGAGCGCGGCACCGCCGGGGACGUGGCUGCUGUACCUGCCGUGCACCUGGAGCAUCGGGCUGGCGGCUGAGCCGGGCUGCCUACCUGACUGGCACAUGCUGUCCCUGUUUGGCGCUGGGGCGGUCCUCAUGCGUGGGGCUGGCUGCACCAUCAACGACCUGUGGGACCGUGACUACGACAAACAGGUUGCAAGGACAGCAGGAAGACCCCUGGCAGCUGGAGAAAUCUCCACUUUUCAGUCCUUUGUUUUCCUUGGUGGACAGCUCAGCCUGGCUCUCUGUGUGCUUCUGUGUCUGAAUUACUACAGUAUCAUCCUGGGAGCAGCCUCCUUGUCUCUUGUGGUCACCUACCCUCUGAUGAAGAGAAUAACAUAUUGGCCCCAGUUAGUUUUGGGAUUUACAUUUAACUGGGGAGCCCUCCUUGGCUGGUCUGCCGUCCAGGGUUCCUGUGAUUGGUCUGUGUGCCUGCCCUUAUACUUUGCUGGAGUGAUGUGGACCCUGGUCUACGACACCAUAUAUGCUCACCAGGAUAAAAGGGACGACAUCGUUAUUGGUGUUAAGUCCACAGCAUUGAAAUUCAAGGAAGAUACAAAGCAAUGGCUCAGCGGCUUCAGCACAGCAAUGGUCUCGGGUUUGUGUGUGGCAGGAAUGAACUGUGACCAGACUUUCCCCUAUUACUCAGCAGUGGCUGCCAUAGGUGCUCACCUAGCACAUCAGAUUUACACUUUGGAUAUAGAUAAGCCUGAAGACUGUUGGAAGAAAUUCGCUUCAAAUCGUACUGUAGGAGUUCUGCUCUUCAUAGGGAUCGUGCUUGGAAAUCUCUGGAAAAGGAAAAACUCUGAAACUGUAGAAGAGCCUUUAAAAAGCAGGUAGUUGAAAUUUUUAUAGGUAUGGAUGUUUUAAUCUGGCUAAAAUUAACAUCUCUAAGAUGGGCAAGAGCACUUUUAGCCUGAUUGUUUCUGGUUCUAUUUAUUUAUAAUAAUCUGUUUUUUUUUUUUCUAAAAACAAACAAACCCAACAAAACCAAGCACAUGAGACUAUCUCAAUAUAAGCUGUGAUUACUCUUGAAUGACUCCAACCUCCUGAGUAGUGAGGUUGCUCAGUUGGUCCUAUAUAAUACAAGGGAACUCCUGGCCUGCUCCCCAGAGUAUGAGCCCAGUAGCUUGUACAGAACAAGACUGAUGCCUCAGUGGCAGGAUGCAGGAAAAUGCAAAGCAAUUCCAGUAUGUAAAUAAAAAUCUAUCUGUA